AUGUCAGAAGGAAGUACCUGUACUGUAUGUUUAAUUAGAGUUGGAAAGACAUUAGAUAUAAAAUGGUUGGAGUUUUUUCAAAACUUCGGUCUUCAACAUGAAAAUAUCACUCUUUGUGAUUUGUGUAUGUUAACACUACUCAAAGUGAAGAAAUUCAUGAAUUUACUCCAAAAGUCUAUCCAAGUAACAAGACUUAUUGAAAUAGAAAAACCGUUUGAUUUUGUUAUUACAAAAUUAGAAGCAAUAGAUAUCUUACCAUGUGUAGAAGUAUACAUAGACAGUGAACACAGAAAUGUUGAAGAUGAUGAUGAUGAACACCAAAGUUCUAUAUUUGAGGUAGAUGGACUGAAAAAUGAACAAGAUUAUUCCACGGAAAGUCUAAAUAUGAAUGAGGAGAAGACUGAAAAUAUUAGUGAACGGAAUGCGUCCGACAUGAACUUUGAGGUGACAUAUCUAUCGCUGGAGGAACAAAAGAACGAGAUCCAAUUUAAAAAGAAAUCCGUGAAAUUUAUGAACAUGCUGUAUAAAUGCGAAAAGUGCGGAAUUGGUUUUGUUUCGCAGGACGCGUUUCAGGAUCAUAAUUUAAGGCAUGAAAAUGACACAGCAGCUCACGUUUGCCCGAUAUGCUGUCUCCACUUCAAGUCCCAACUUGUCUUGUCCCAACAUAAGUUGAGUCACAAGCGCCGCUUUCGAUGCACGUUAUGCGGAGAAGCGUUCAAACGGUGGGCCCAUGCGCUGGGACACAGGGCCACUUGUGGGACUGAUCCGAUAGUUGCCGCUUGCGACGUGUGCCAAAAAAUAUUUACUAACACGCACUCUCUCGAAAUACAUAAAAUGGCGCACUUGAGGGAUAAUAGAUUUAUUUGCAACGAGUGCUCGAAAAGUUUCAGGACGAAACAACAUAUUAUUACCCAUUUGAGAACACAUACAGGCAUAAAACCAUACGAGUGUACAAUAUGUGGAAAAGCGUUCACAACACAUUCAAACUUGAAGUCGCACAAGGUUGUCCAUAGUAAUGACAGGUCGUUUUACUGUGUCGAAUGUGAUAAGACUUUUAAGAGUGAUAAAAGCCUCAAACGGCACUACGUGAGCUUAAAACAUACUGAGGUGAAACAAUAUUCAUGUACAGCGUGCUUAAGAACAUUUGAUUCGUCCACUGCUUUAACAUCGCAUAGACAAAGUCACACGUCAACUGAAUGUUUCAAAUGUAAAAAGAUUUUCACGAGCCCUUCAAAUUUAAAUAAACAUCUGAAUAACGUUCACGCAAAGGAAAGAAAUAAAUUCAAGAUACUUACUUCUGCGGCUCAGUUGUAA
Molecule: messenger RNA, 1314 nt
Organism: Leptosia nina
Lineage: Eukaryota; Metazoa; Arthropoda; Insecta; Lepidoptera; Pieridae
Source: the annotation of a GenBank genome assembly